Messenger RNA from Rhagoletis zephyria (snowberry fruit fly), 1654 nucleotides. RefSeq names its product serine-rich adhesin for platelets. Lineage: Eukaryota; Metazoa; Arthropoda; Insecta; Diptera; Tephritidae. The record is from RefSeq and is a predicted model, not a curated record.
AUGUCACAUAGUAAUCCUACGCGCAUACGAGUAAUCGUAAUUGUACAUUUACUCACUCUAACCUUAUUUAGUGAGCAACAAUUUCUUACCUCUGCUGCAAAGACCACUGCUUUAUCCGAUGAAAGAUUAAAGGAAAUUGAAAAAAUACGCAGCGAACUGAAUGAGGCCUUCGAAGCUGAACAAGAAAAUGCUGCGGAACAGGUGAGUAGGACUACCAUUUUCGCCGAACCCUUAAUUUUUUGGCUGCAACCGACCACGAAGCGUAGCGAUAAGGAUGUGUAUGCCGACAUGGAUCCUGGGAGCAAGGACGAUUUGAUGGGCGAGUUUAGCGAAAUGAACUAUCAGCUAGCGUCACCAGAUUUACCGGCAGGCACGCCACAAAGCGAUGUGCCAGUAACUACUUUGAAAAGAGAUACCAGUCAGCUACCAACAGUUAAGGAUGCACCCGUUGACAUCACAAAAGAUUUGCAUGAGCUGCAGCGCUUAAUCGGCAACCUGCAGGAGCUCCAACGCUUGAACCUCAGCGUAUCUUCAGAUUUGCUGCGUAAAGCGGAUGCGAAGUAUUUGGAAACGCUGAAGAAGCAGCAAACAGCCGCAGAUGACACUAGUAAAAGUCGGCGCCAAAGUGUUACGCCGCUUAUAGUGAUGGCAGUGAGUGCGGCCACCGGUGAGAGCACAACAGGAAGCGCAACAACAGACACCAGCACAGAGAAGAGCGCGGCCGACGGCGAUUCUGAUCUUGCUCUAGAACCAGUAGACGUGGAAGCUGCGGCAAGCGCUGCAACGAACAGCAACAGUGCGACAGAAGUGAGCAGCAGCAGCAGCACGACAACUACGGAAGAACCGCGCAAUGGCUCGCUGGCUGAUCUGGAAGACUCUUUUGGUGGCGUCGAUACGAAUAAGGAAGAACCGAAGCCACCCAAACGCAAGAAUGGUUUCUACUUCUUAGCCGAUUGGAAUUCCUUCCUCGAAGUGGGUGAUGGCGAUGACCAGGUGAUAGUACGCUUGAGUCCGAAAAUAGGCGAUCCGCGACUAUUUUUACCAGUAAAAAUACCAUAAAGUGGGUUAAAGGGGCUGUAGCGUGUAAGUGCAAAUGCAGAUUGGAUUAUUUUUGUAAAUAUUUAUUAUAAUUAGUUUUGCUUGUAAGAGAUUUCACAAAAAAAAAAAAAAAAAUCUACUAUUUGGACGGAGUCGAGUGCAAUAGAUGAUAAGCUUCUGACUCUUGAAGGACGGGACCGAAAAUUAUAUUUUUUUUUGAGUGGCUGUUGCUUUAUUAAUUUUUUCUGCAAGGAGUAUAAUUUAUAAGGGAGGACCUGCCGGUUGCUGUGCCCUGGGAUAAAGUUUCGGCACUGCAAAGUGACAAGAUCCGUCUGGUUGGGGUGGUGGAAUGACGCCGCUUGAGGGAGCCUCUUAGACUGACAGAUUAGUAACUCUGCUCUUAGCAAAAUUCAGUGGAGAAAAUAUCUAAGUUUGCCAUUUUCCAGGCUGCCAUCUAACCUAAACCCAAUCUGAUUCGUCUUUACCAUAUCGACCAGACCAGAGAGGUCGUAAGGUAGCUCUCCGAGUUUGUAUCACUUCGUUAAGGUAUAUCGUUGCUAACCAAACCUAUACUUUCGCCGAGGAUAAUUAUAGAGCUUGAAGUGGGCCAAAUGGU